AAAUAAAAGAAGCACAUUACACAGUUUAAACGGUAGCGAUCGAGAGCACAGUUGAUAUCUUUAUCAUCUUUAUCAAACAUCCUAAAAUUUUACUAUAUUUAUUGUAACGAAUGUGCUAUGAAACGGAAGUAUUCUGCCGAUGUUAAUUGGAGACGAGAGAUGGUCCAAAAAUUUCAUAAUGCAUGGAUAGAAAGUGAUAAUCCUGGAAAGUAUACUAAUCUAUCUGAACAAAUCCAUAACUCGUAUGGAAAUUUCGUAAAAGCUGGUGAAUUUGAAUUAAAUGUUGAUACUGAUAUUGAUCCAGCACUUACAAGGAGAGAUAUUCAAAGAUUGAACAAUGUGAUAGCAUACAUGUACAAUGAUGGGAAGAUUUCGCUGAAGCUAACAUUCGAACAAGCCGGUUUACUUUUGGAAACUAAUUACGAUGAAAAGGAAAGAUUAUUCCGUUUCCUGAUAAACGAUCGGGAAAUUUGUCAGGCUGAAGGGGAUCAUCAAACAGCUCACACGAAGGCACGAGACAAGCUGGUGGAAAUUUUGCAAUACUACUGUUGGACAGUGAAAAGAUUGAAAGAAUAUCACACUCGAAGAGAUGUGUUCCGAAAAUUACCUAACAAAGAGUCUAAAACUGAAUGUUUUAAAAAUCAACGGCUAGACGAAGGCAACAUUGGAUUUCGAAUGCUGCAAAAACAAGGCUGGAGUGGUGGAUCUCUGGGAAGCGCUAAUGAUGGAAUAUUAGAACCAAUUGGGUUUCAAAAAAAAGAUAACAAAGCCGGUCUAGGAGCAGACGGAAGUAGUCCUCAGAAAAUUCCUAUAGAAGCGUUCAUGCUGGCUAUAAAACAGUACGCUGGUGGUAAUGCGCUAUACGAUUUGGUGUUUAGCCCGCAGUUUUCCAAACAUCAGGUUAUCAAAUUGAAAGAUCUUGCAUCUUCUUUGAAGCUAUUUCCGCAAAUGAUCGGAAAAAAGAAGCAACUGGUAAUUAGUAAGAAAUUAACGUUGCACGCGAUCAAGGAAGGCGUCUUAAAGGGUCACUCGGAUUUAUGUGCCAAGUAUGCUGUUAUACCACCACGUUGUCGUUAUUCAAAAUAAAACAAGAAAUGUUUUGUUCAAAAGCGUUCCGAUUUUGUUUCUGCCAUUG
Messenger RNA from Malaya genurostris, 1135 nucleotides. Its product is annotated as NF-kappa-B-repressing factor-like. Lineage: Eukaryota; Metazoa; Arthropoda; Insecta; Diptera; Culicidae. The record is from RefSeq and is a predicted model, not a curated record. Gene Ontology annotation, molecular function: nucleic acid binding. The coding region runs from base 118 to 1086 and encodes 322 amino acids. The transcript is spliced from 2 exons.